Messenger RNA from Salvia hispanica, 838 nucleotides. RefSeq names its product glutathione S-transferase PARB-like. NCBI's taxonomy places the organism in Eukaryota, Viridiplantae, Streptophyta, Magnoliopsida, Lamiales, Lamiaceae. The record is from RefSeq and is a predicted model, not a curated record. Gene Ontology annotation, cellular component: cytoplasm. Gene Ontology annotation, molecular function: glutathione transferase activity; glutathione binding. Gene Ontology annotation, biological process: glutathione metabolic process.
AUAAUAUCUCCAAUAAGGCAAUCGAUCAAUAUUCCCUGAGCUUAUUUCCAAAUUAAUCUUCUUCUUCUUCUUCAAUGGCGACGAUCAAAGUCCACGGCAACUUCUUCUCAACUGCAACAUUGAGAGUUCUUGCUUCCCUUAACGAGAAAUCGCUGGACUAUGAGUUUGUCCCUGUCGACUUGCGCUCUGGAGAGCACAAGAAGGAUCCCUUUCUUUCUCUCAAUCCGUUCGGUCAAAUCCCGGCCUUUCAAGAUGGAUACCUCAACCUAUUCGAAUCGAGGGCCGUCACUCGGUACAUCGCACAUUCAUACGCUGGAGACGGCAUUCCAUUAGUAUCCUCGGACGCAAAGAAGGCAGCGGUGGAGGACGUUUGGGCGGAGGUGGAGGCUCAGAGGUACGAGCCUCCAGCGGCGAAGCUGACGUGGGAGCUGGGAAUCAAGCCCGUGUUGGGAAUGGCAACAGAUGAUGAUGUUGUCAAGGCCCAAGAGGCCGAGCUGGCUAAGGUUCUUGACGUGUACGAGGCCCGCCUCGCCCACUCCAAAUACUUGGGCGGCGACGCCUUCUCUCUGGCUGACCUCCACCACCUCCCCACCUUGAAAUAUCUUAUGGCCUCGCCGGUUAAGGCGGUUUUCGAGGCCCGCCCUCACGUGGCUGCUUGGGUGGCGGAUAUCAUGGCUAGGCCAUCCUGGCAGAAGGUUUUGGCUUGCUAGUGUGAUUCUACUAUUGGAUUUUAAUUUGUAAUUUCAUGCUUCUUUCCCACUCUGUUUUUCAAUAUGCAUGUUUUGUGUUAAAAACACUCUCUUUACAUUACUCUUGUUUUAGAAAUGCUCUUUACUUC